AUUGUGGGUGGGGUUUGGAGUAAACGAUGGAGUUGGCUGCCAACAUCUCUUUUAUGUUCAAGGAACGCGAGCUUCUGGACCGUUUCAGAGCCGCUGCCGCAUGUGGUGAGGUCUAAACAGCGGCUGAUUUGUUCGAUGCGUGUUGUGGCGCAGGAUUUCGCGCCGUGGAGUUUGGGUCGGAGGUGGUGGCCCAUUGUGAGAGAGAAGCUGUGGUGGCAGCCAAGGAGAACGCUGGAGUGGAAGUCGUCAACAUGUCUACCCCCUACGGUGCACCGGGAGAUAAAGGACUUGCUGCAGUUCCUGGCAGAGAAGCAGACUUUAGAACGAUUCUACUGACAACACUGGACUGGGCCCUUGCUCUAAAAUGUCCGAGGAUUCACAUAAUGGCUGGUGCUUUUGAUAGAGAGGUGCAGCAGACUGAUCCUCUCUGGCAGAGGGCCCAUGCAACUUACAUCUCCAAUCUUCAGUUUGCUGCUGAUGAAUGCAGUAAGAAAAAUGUAACUGUUCUCAUAGAGGCUAUUUCAGUCAUUCCACACUACUUUCUACAGCAUCAGAAACAAGGGAUUGAUAUCAUUAAGAAAGUUGCCCGAGACAAUGUUAAAUUGGAAUUUGAUUUUUAUCAUGCUCAAAUGCUAGAUGGGAACCUCUGUGAUUUUCUGACUCGCAAUAUUGAUCACGUAGGUCACAUACAGAUAGCUCAGGUGCCGUAUCGUCACGAACCUGACGAUCGAGGGGGAGAUCAAUUACCCCUUUGUGUUUCAGACCCUGCGAUCUCUGGGAUAUAGAGGAUGGAUAGGCUGCGAAUACAUCCCUCGAGGUAAAACAGAAGAUGGACUUGCAUGGGCUGCCCCAUUUCUUUCCAAGAAAGACUGAUUUUCAAUGAACACCGAUAUUUUAUGUGCAAGGCGUAAUUUUUCAGAGCCACAAUAUAUCCACUUUGUAAGAAUCAUUGUAUAUACAUAACGAGAUUAUGGCUGUAUUUGCUUCAAAAAUCAUGACGAUUGUAUACCUCAGAUCAGUGUGUUGCGGGAACAAGGUCAUGUGAUACUAUUCACAUGAGGACUCUCUAAGUAUGGGGGAGAUUGGGUACCAUUGCUAUCUGCUGGCGAAGUUCUGUUGCUUUCAUCUAGUCUCUCUCCGUUUAGCUUUGCUGGGCUCGCCGGACUCGCCUUCUCUGACGCCCUUUUCUGCUUGUGAAUCUCGUCCAAAACCUCCACAAUUCUUCCGAGAGCAGCUCUGUGUUCCACCACUUCGUAAAACAGCCGCGCCUUUACCUCCAAGUCUUCCACCAGCCGAUCCCUCUCCUCCGCCGCCCGCAACAGUACGUCAACCCGCGCCUCGCCCUCACCCAGUCGACUAACCAGCUCUGCAUUCUGGGCGUCUUUGGCCUCGAGUUCUCGCUGCCUGCUCAGUUCGGCGGCUUCCAGUCGAGCCCUCAGCUCCGCAUUCGUCUUCUCCAGUUCCUGACUGUGGAGGGCGUGCAUGUGUACCUGGUUCUCCAGCUCGAUGACUCGGCGGUGAAGCUGCUUCAAGUGCUCGUUCGCCUCCUUGAUGUUCAGCUUGUUCAUCGCCGGUCGGGUCGGGCUGCUGGUAUAUAUAGACGAAACGGGAAAGGGAUUCUGUGCUCUAGAGUGAGCGCAAGCGUACAAUUUCGGCCGCUCUAUAUAGCAAGAAAAAGACGAUC
Geodia barretti is the source of this 1684-nucleotide messenger RNA. Lineage: Eukaryota; Metazoa; Porifera; Demospongiae; Tetractinellida; Geodiidae. The record is from the annotation of a GenBank genome assembly.